CCUGUCGCUUUGUGCUGCGGAGAGACUGACGCCCUCUGGACACAGUGGACACUUGAGCGGCGGCACAACACCAUCCUGGAGAAGUUCAAAGAGAAAACAGCCUCAGCCCCCUUCAGAAAAGAAAAGUCGUGAACUUGUAAACAGCGCUGUGGUGUUUCCAGUGUCGUGCUGGUGAGCCGUCAGGAUGAGGCCUGGUCAGCUGAUCCUCCCCACCACCACCACCGCCGCCACCGCAGUCGCUCUCCUCUUCCUCCUAUCAGGACUGUCUCUGACCUCCGGCUGCAACAAAGCCCUGUGCGCGAGCGACGUCAGCAAGUGCCUCAUACAGGAGCUGUGCCAGUGUCGUCCGUCUGACGGGAACUGCUCCUGCUGUAAGGAGUGCAUGCUGUGUCUGGGGAACCUUUGGGAAGAGUGCUGCGACUGUGUGGGUAUGUGUAACCCCAAGAACUACAGCGACUCUCCGGCCACGUCGAAGAGCACCGUUGAGGAGCUCCACCGUCCCAUCCCCUCGCUGUUCCGCGCCCUCACGGAAGGCGACGCGCCGAUCAACAUGAUGGUUGUGUCCUUCCCCGUCGCAGAGGAGCUGUCCCAUCAUGAGAACUUGGUGUCCUUCCUGGAGUCGCUCGACAACCAGCACCAGAACGUGUCGGUGCCCGGCAACAGCAUCCACGCCAGCUACGACACUCAAGAAAACAUGUGCACAGUGGUCUACUUUGACGACUGCGUGUCUAUCCGUCAGUGUAAACUUUACUGUGAGUCAAUGGGAGGAUCCAAGUACCGCUGGUUUCACAAUGCGUGCUGCCAGUGCAUCGGACCCGAGUGCGUAGACUACGGCAGCAAGGCUGUGAAGUGCAUGAACUGUCUUUUCUGAAGUGCGGGACAUAUUGGUACCAAAUGUCUGGGCUAUACCAGAGGACUGAGGGCAGAGGAAACUAUGACUGUUAUGUGUUAGCAUUCCUCGGUUACCUUGUAAAAUACCCCCUACACCCCUCCUCCUACCCCUGCAAAUUGUUUUUAUUCUGCUGUUAUAUUUCACUGUAUAUUUUUAGAUAUGUUUUCAAUAGUGUUUUUUACUAGAGGUGUAUAUGAAUAAUGUAUUUUUACAAUUAUGGUCUGCUAAAUCCCAGUCUCAUGAUGCCAAAUAAAGAAAAGUUUGGUGACGUGGA
Molecule: messenger RNA, 1166 nt
Organism: Seriola aureovittata
Lineage: Eukaryota; Metazoa; Chordata; Actinopteri; Carangiformes; Carangidae
Gene: twsg1a
Product: twisted gastrulation BMP signaling modulator 1a
Exons: 5
Coding region: 185-871 (228 amino acids)
Biological process (GO): regulation of BMP signaling pathway
Source: RefSeq, a predicted model, not a curated record